Molecule: messenger RNA, 417 nt
Organism: Ipomoea nil (Japanese morning glory)
Lineage: Eukaryota; Viridiplantae; Streptophyta; Magnoliopsida; Solanales; Convolvulaceae
Exons: 1
Coding region: 1-417 (138 amino acids)
Source: RefSeq, a predicted model, not a curated record
AUGACUGAGGGUUCCGAACGCACACUCACGACCACCACCAUCUCCUCCCCAAACACUACCCCAAAUUCCCUUCCUAGUGCACACCAUUUUGUGUCACUGAAACUCACCCAUCGGAACUAUCUGUACUGGAGAACGCAAAUUAUACAGUUUCUACAUGGACAGAGGCUGCUCGGCUUCAUCGAUGGCUCGCGGCCAUGCCCAGCUCCGGUCAUCGCCGCCGCCACACCGAAUCCGGCGUACAAAGCAUGGAUUGAGCAGGAUGCUUCCAUCCUAUCCUUGCUCAUCCCGUCGAUCUCGGAGGAAGUGACGUACCUCACGCUUGGACAGAUGACUUCCUGUGCAGUGUGGCUCGCGGCAGAGACGGCGCUCGGUUCUUCUUCGCAGGUUCGCUGCCUCAAUCUCAUGGGGCAGUUCUAA